Thalassophryne amazonica is the source of this 3288-nucleotide messenger RNA. RefSeq names its product kinase suppressor of Ras 1-like. The coding region runs from base 148 to 2553 and encodes 801 amino acids. The record is from RefSeq and is a predicted model, not a curated record. Lineage: Eukaryota; Metazoa; Chordata; Actinopteri; Batrachoidiformes; Batrachoididae. Gene Ontology annotation, molecular function: protein kinase activity; ATP binding. Gene Ontology annotation, biological process: protein phosphorylation. The transcript is spliced from 18 exons.
GCGAAGGGAACCUACUCGAAAAGCAGAAGGAGGCAGAAUGAUUCGAAGCAUAAAAGAGCCGGAAAGACCCGAGGAAACUGUCCGCCAACUGGAACACCGUGGAAGUCUGCGAGCUGCAGCCUCUCCGGACCGGAUGUGCUACAACCAAUGACGUCAGAGGCUGCAGUGGGAGAUGUUUCUGUGGACGUGUUGAUGUCCAACUCUGAGCUGGAGGACACGAUGAGACGCCUGACCCCUGGCUCUGAUGAUCGGUCUCGGCUGCCUGCUGCCCUCUCCUGUCUGAAGAGUGCUACUGAACCCGAUGGUGACUUCAAACAAAGUGGAGAUUCCUGCAGCUCUGUUCCUCAACAGACUGGAGAUCCUUCCUCCCACAUUGACCCUGCUUCCUGCUCUGCAGCUGUCUCUGGCAGUCCUUCCAGCGCCUUUUACCCCACCAACAACCAUGGCCGCUCCAUCUCUAUAUCAGUGGUGCCAUGUUCAGAUGAGCAGAGACAUGACAUAUCUACUGACGAGAUGUCGGAUGCAUUUGCACCAGACCCAACCUCACCUCCAGCCACACGGCCCUUAAAUAUGUGCACUGCCAAGUCCUCCAGUACAUCACUGUCACCUUCUCGUGAACUGCUGCAGCUACUGCCCAACAUCAUGACGAUACGAAGCAAGAGCCACGAGUCACAAGUGGCCAACCGCAUUGAGGAUCCCACGGCACAUAAGGCCCAUAAGAGGAAAAAGGUGUUGGCCAGUGUUCAGGUUAAUGGCUGUGGAAACAGCCCAGACAUCUCAAACAUGCGAUCACCGCUGCCGUCUGCACGGACACCCGGCUCCUCCCCGGCCACUCCUACCCUCAUGGACAAUCUGGCCGUGCAGAGGAGUUCACCACAGACACUGAGGAGGGAUAUUGGCUUAGCUGUAACACACAGGUUUUCAACCAAGUCGUGGCUCUCCCAGACUUGUCAAGUGUGUUGCAAGAGCAUGAUGUUUGGUGUCAAGUGCAAACACUGCAAGUUAAAGUGCCACAAUAAAUGUACCAGAGAUGCCCCCUCAUGUCGGAUAUCAUUUCUCACAAUGCCGAGGAUGCGCAGGGCAGAAUCAGUGCCAUCAGACAUCAAUAAUCAGAUUGACCACACAGUAGAGCUCCCCCACCAGUUUUGCACUUUACCAAAGGCUGUCACGAAAAGGGAAGCACCUUCCACCUUAAACCGGUUGGACUCCAGCAGUAAUCCUUCUUCAGCCACCUCCUCCUCACCCUCCUCCCCGGUCCAUUACCAACACAACAGCACCUCCAGCGUCAGUGCCACUCCGCCACUUAACCCGUCACCCCGGGGCCCCCAGGACAACUGCUUUGACUUCCCAGAUGUUCCUACCUCGACGUGUACUGCUGCUCAACAUUCUGGUAGCUGCUGUCAGUCUGGAGAGUCGUGGUUGACCGUGGCUGAUGGUGAGCUCCCAACGACACAAAGCAAGGAAAAAGUGGCUGAACAACACUACCUGGCUGAGGAUGAGGAAACAGCUGGCCGGUGUGAAGAAAAGAACCUCCCCAUUGAGGAAUUUGAUGACGAUCGAUUGGAGGAACUGCCUACAUCCAUAUGUCGUCGGGGCGCUAUAGGCCGUUGGAGGAGCCCUACUGCACGUAAGGCGAGCCAAACCAGCAUCUACCUACAGGAGUGGGACAUCCCAUAUGAGCAACUGCAGCUUGACGAGCUUAUUGGCAAGGGUCGCUGGGGGAAGGUGCACAAGGGUCGUUGGCACGGGGAGGUGGCCAUUCGCCUGCUGGAGAUUGAUGGCACAAACCAGGAUCACCUGAAGGUCUUCAAGAAAGAGGUUAUGAACUACAGGCAGACCAGGCAUGAAAAUGUUGUCCUUUUCAUGGGUGCAUGCAUGGCUCCGCCCCACCUCGCCAUCAUCACCAGUUUCUGUAAAGGUCUGACUUUAUAUUCCUUUGUAAGAGAGAGGGGGAACAUGUUAGACAUCAAUAAAACCAGGCAGAUUGCACAGGAGAUUGUGAAGGGGAUGGGUUAUCUGCACGCCAAAGGAAUUGUUCACAAAGACCUGAAGUCCAAGAAUGUGUUCUAUGAUGCCAACAGAGUGGUCAUCACAGACUUUGGUUUGUUUGGGAUGUCUGGAGUGGUACAAGAAGGAAGAAGAAAAAAUGUUGUGCAGAUACCUCACGGCUGGAUCUACUACCUGGCUCCAGAGAUCGUUCAAAAAAUGAGCCCAGCGGUCGAUGAGGAUCGGCUGCCUUUCUCCAAAGGCACUGAUGUUUAUGCAUUUGGUACAAUCUGGUACGAGCUGCAGGUUGGAGACUGGCCGCUCACUCACCAGCCAGCGGAGGCUAAAAUAUGGCUUUUUGGCAGCAGUACAGGCAACAAAAAGGUGCUGGAAAAGAGUAACUUGGGCAAAGAGGUCACGGAGAUCCUGUCCACCUGCUGGUCAUGUGAGGCAGCUGACCGCCCUUCCUUCAGCCAGCUGGCUGGCAUGUUGGAGCGGCUGCCAAAGCUGAACCGCAGGCUCUCCCACCCCGGACACUUCUGGAAGUCACCUGAGUAUGUAUCAUAGAGGUGUAGGCUGAGCCCGAUGAACCAGCCUACAUCUUUCACAGCAAAAACGGAGUCGACAUCAUGUCCUUAGUCCACAGACAUGUUUAAAGUGUGUGUCACAACCUGCCUUUGAUGUCAUGAACUCCAUAUGUAGCUGAAAGCGGCAAAACAUUGUUGGGGUGGGGCUGGGGUGAGGGUGAGGGUGAGGGUGCCCUUCAUAAGAUAAUUGUAAAAUAUUGUGAAUUAUUGUUCUGCUGAGAGUCAACUAAUUUCACUUUAGUUGUUCUGCCCAUCACCUGAUCUUGGAUAAGCGGUUGAAGAUGAGUGUCUCUCUCUCUCUCCAGUUUUCAGUACAUCUGUGGUGCUGAAUGAUCCACUCCUUCCUGUUAUUCCUCCACAGUCUUCCUCAUCUGCUGCUGUCUUUAUCCUGUCAGCCUUCUUUAUUUAUGUGCACAUGUCUUUUGUACUCCUGAUAACAACCAUGGGAUCAUCAUUGCUGUUUUACAGAUUGGUGCCCGAACAAGCUCCUCUCUCACUGCUGCUACAUGCACAAAUAAUUGCAGCUAAGUCCACCAGUAUCUGGACACUGUGAAAGAAUGUUGUUUAAAAUAUCACAGUACUCAAUGACAAUCAAUCCACUCAGUGCAUCAAUGGGAGGCAAAGGGCACAGAGUCAAAAAAAAUACAGCGUUAUCAGGAGUCAAGAAAAAAAAAAAAAAGCCAAAGAAUGGUGAAAAUAUGAAACAGUAAUUUAA